Molecule: messenger RNA, 9873 nt
Organism: Plasmodium yoelii
Lineage: Eukaryota; Apicomplexa; Aconoidasida; Haemosporida; Plasmodiidae
Product: oocyst capsule protein Cap380, putative
Exons: 1
Coding region: 1-9873 (3290 amino acids)
Source: RefSeq, a predicted model, not a curated record
AUGUAUAUUAUCAACAUAAUUUAUGUUCUAAUAGUAUGCCUUUUGGGCACUGUUCUUUCGUCCCCUUAUUGGGGCGAUCCAUUAUUAAAAGAUUUGGGUAGCGAGGAACUAAACACUAAUAACAAAAAAAGAUUGCACUCCACCAAAAAGAAAAGAUAUGCUAUAGAUAUUUCUUCAUUUGGGAAUACAUGUGUUCCAAAGUACUCAAAUAUUUGUGAACAUUCCAAUUAUGAAAUACGAGUAAAUAAUGGAAUAAAUGGAUACACAAUAAAAGCUAUGUUAAUUCAGAAAGAAACUAGUGAUAUAGUUUCUGUUCAUCAUGCAACAAGUAUAUUUUCUACAGAUGGUAGUGCAUUAUUAAAAUUUGAUAAUAUUCCAUCUUUACAUUAUAACAUUAUAUUAGAAGUAACUGAUUUAAUUUAUAAUAAAGAUUAUACUAUUGGAAAUAAGUGUCUAUGUAAUAUUUGUAAUGAUACAAAAAUAGUAAUCGAUUUAAACAAUAUAGAGAACAAUAUGAUACACGCAACAAGAGGACACAAACAAAUUAAUUUACCAUUUCCACAAAGCUCCUUUGUAAACGGUAAAUUAUUGUUUAGCAAUUUUAAUUUAUACCAUUCUCAAAUAAAUUUAAGAUCUAUUGAAAGGUAUGAAGAAUUAUAUAAUAACCAAUAUGAAUUAGUACACCCAUGCUCUGGUAUUAUUAUGACACAUUCAGAAAAAUAUAAAAUUCAUUAUGACGUAAAAAGUGUACAUUGUUACCAUGUAUAUAUUAUCGAUAAAAUUUUGAAAAAAAUAACGUCUAAUGAUCAAAGAAGCGUAAAUUUUAAGAAUAAUAUGUUCCUGAAGUUCAAUAAAAACGAAACUAAUGAAGAUAAUAUGAUAUCUGUUGCAAAAAAUUAUUCAAUUCACCUUCCUUUAAAAUAUGAUAAUGGAUUUUAUUAUCCACGAGGCACAGUAAGCGGGCUUUUAGUUACAAUUAAUGUGAAUACAUUAUUGAACAAUAUAAAAAAUAUAUAUAUAAAUAACAUGGAUAAAAAAAUGGAAUACAUUCAAAUGUUUAGAAUAAUUAUUAGAUUAAUGCAUCAAUAUAACGAAAUUACAUAUGACAAUUUGUUACAGUAUACCACAAAUUUGACAUUACAAAAAUCUCAAUCGUCAUCUUCAUUAAUAAAUAAUAUAUAUAAUGUAUAUGCCGAAGAAUUAACUGUUUUAUUAAACUCUUUAUCUUUAGAGUUUAAUCCAGAUAUAAUUGGACUUGAUAAAAAUAUUGUACUUAUGGAAGAAAAGGAAUUUAUUUCACAACAUGGUAUAGAUAUUAAUGCACGUAUAUACAAAAAUCAACUAAUACUUAAAGAAUCCUCAGAUAUAUGUUUAGUUCUUUUGCAAGAUAUAGCUAGAGAAAUUAGUAGUUAUGUUAAUAACAAAUUGGAUUCUAAAUAUACUGGUGUAUGCAAGAAUUUCAGAAAAAAAAACAGUUAUGCCAAUAUGUCAGUAAUGUAUUAUACAUAUGAACUAGAUUGUAACAUUUCAAUUUUUUAUAAAGAAUAUAAUACGAAUGACGAUUUAAUGAUAACAAAUAUUAUAUCAAACAAAAGUAUAUUUGAAGAUGUUUAUAUUCAAUUACAUUACUACGAUAUAUAUGAAUAUGGUAUAUUAAUUCACACACAUGUUGAUCAAUCUUUAGUUAGAUAUAUGAACUCAUUGGUCAAAAAUUACAUAAAUAAUGAUUCAGUAAUUGUGAUGAACAUAAUUGGACGUAAAACUGAUAAAGGACCUGAAGAUAUUGAUAAAACACUUAAAACAAUCACAUUUCCAAUUGAUUGCAUAACGAAUUGUUCUAAUAUAGAAACAAUAAUUAUACAAGACAAUUAUGAUUAUAUAUCUAUAGAGAAUAUAUGUAUUAAAAAUACUACUGGAUCUGACAUUUGCUUCCCACAGUAUAAUUAUUCUUACAUAUUUGAUACUAGAUUAUUACUUGUACAUAUGAUAAAUAUUAACCCUUAUCCUGAAAUCGUAUUACAAACUAAUGUACAUCAAAGAAUAGUCGAGGGAAACUACUGCAUUUUAUCAAGACAUCCUCUUUUAAUACCACAUGAAUACACUCCAAGAAUAUAUAAAGAUACUGUAUGUAAAGAAUAUAUUAAUAGAUGUGAGCUUUUGUCAACAAAUGUAAUCGUUAAAAGUAUAAACAUUCCUUCAUCUAUAUUACAACGAAAGAAUAAAUUUAAAUUAUCAUUUACAACGGAUUUUGAUGAAAAACAUGAAGAAAUGUUCCAAAUUAAUUAUUUGUCAGACAAUAAUAAUGAUAUUUCCAAAAAAAAACAUUUAUUAACGCAUUACAAUAAUAGUUUUUAUAUAAAUCAACACGAUAACUUAAUUAAUGAAUCUAAACGUCAAAAAGAAAAUUUUGAUAAUAUUGUAUCUGUUAAUGAAUCAUCACAUAAUGAGGAAAAUGCUUAUAAAAAUAUUAAUAUUUUCCAGGAAAUGAAAUAUGAUAUUAAUAUAUUUAAUAUGGAAAGGAUGUACACUCAUGAGCAAACAUCAAAGAAUAAUGAUUCUUCUUUAUAUCCUUUUGGCAGUUUAAGCAUUAAUUAUUCACACGUAAAGGAAAAUAUAUACAUGAAAUUUUUAAACGACUAUAUUUAUUUUUAUGAAAGUGAUUCACAAAAAUCAGAUUAUAACACAGUUUCACCUUUAUCAGAAGACAAAUUUUCCCAUUUCACGAAUGUCUCUGUAUAUAAUUAUGAAUGUUUAGGUGCUUAUGCUUAUUUGAUGAAUAAAUUUAACAUUUUAGUAAAUGAUUCGCUAAAUUGUGAGGCUAUACAUAUGAUUAUAGAAGUAUUAUUAAAAGGAAAAUUGGGAAAAUAUUUCAUAUACAAUAAGAAUAAAAUAUUUUUAAACUUUAUAAAAAAGGAACCAUUUAGUGGCGAUAUAUAUGAUGUUUUUGACUUAGUUGAUGUCGAAAUAUAUGAACAAGACAACUUACACACACCUAAAUCAAAACAACGACUUAAUGUAAGCAUUGACGAAAAUAAUUUAAAUUUAUUAUAUUCUCAUAAAAACGUUUUAUAUAGAAAUAAAUAUUUUUCGAACAUAUACAUACUAAUGUUCAAAAUAGCAUAUUUAUCAAAUGAAUAUGACUUUUAUACAUUUUUUUACGACUUAACUGGAAUUCGAUUAGUUGAUGAAAUUGUAUUAAAAAAUAUAGAUAAAUUAUCAAUGAAAGAUCAGACACAUAUACAAUAUAUAUUAUUAAACCUUAAAAAUAAUUAUAAUAUAAAAAUUGAGGAACAUACUAACAAAUUUGAAGAAUUAAUAAAUGAAAUAUCAUUAUUAGCAGCCUAUAUUGUAGAGUUAACAUCAUCAUAUAAAGUAGAUUUGAAUAUAACUAAUGCAGAAUCAGAAAAUGAGUUAAAAUCAUUUGCAAAUAUUAAAUACUUUGUUUAUAUCAAUGAGUUCAAAUACCACGAAAAAAAUGUUUCAACAAAUCAAUUGGUUCAUACAAUGUCACAACUUAACACAUUGAUAAUUAAAAAAAAAAUAUUAUGUUGUUCAAAUUUUGUAGAUGAAGUAGAAACAUCAUUAAAAUAUUAUAUAAUGUAUAAAUAUUUACAUAAUGAUACUGAUUUUAUAAAUGACAAUGAUGAAAUUAUGCCUCCAACAGCAUAUAAAAUAAUACAAACACUUUUGGAACGUCCUAUUUCAAAAAGCAAUGUAUAUGAUGAAAUGACUAAAUCAAACAUAGAUAAUAUAACAAAACAUAUAAUGAAUCAAUCGGGAUACAUACAUAAAAAUAAUAUAACUACAGAAUACAAAGAUUUGGAGUGUAUUCAUUUAGACUCGAUAAAUCAUUAUGAUAAUAUUAUAACAAACUUUGAAACAAAAUAUGAUAACCAUGGAUCAUUGGUUUCUAUGAAAAUUUUAAAAGGUUUAUUAAAAGACAAACAGAUUGAUAUUCAAGAAGAUAUGAAAUAUUCAGUAUAUUUUUCAUUUAGAAACUUAUCUGUUCCAUUCAUUGGUAAGACACAUAGAGAAGAAACAUUAGGCUUUAAAAGAAUAUUAUUAUUAAAAGCUUUCCCUAAAGCUAUUCAUGAAUCAGUAUUAUUUUAUACAUAUAUAGAUCAAUUAGAUGGAAAUUCAUUAUUUAUGUUGGAAAAAAUAAUCUUUGUAUCGAAGGGAAAUAAAUUAGUAAAGGAAAUAAAUGUAGAAUAUCAGACAUUUUUUGUCCACCCACGUAACAUGAUAUUAACUAAUAAUAUGUCUUCAAAUACGCGUAUCAAUACCUAUUCAACAUAUUUUAAUGAACUAAAUAGAUGCCAUCAUUAUAAUAACGGUGUCCAAGCAUGUGAUUAUCCUGAAUAUGGAUAUAAUGGAUUUACUCCAUAUUAUGUUUUUUACACUGAAAAUAACCAAAGAAAGGAAAUAUUAUUCAAGAAUAAUGAAGAAAUAGCAAAUUUAAUUAAUAACAAGCCUUUAACAUUAACUAAGAGAUACAAUAUUGAGUUUGGAGGAGAAAAAAUGGAUGUAGAAAUUUAUAAUUCGGUUGAAGUGAUAAUAAACGAAAUAGCCUUUUCUAUCGGACUUAUAAAUUUUAAUAAAAAAAAUUGUUCAAAAUUAACUUUAAAUAACGGAUUAAUGCAUAUACCUAAUGACCCCAAAUCUCUUAUAUCUAGUAUUUAUUAUGAAACAUUAUAUUGUUUAGACAAAAGUGCUAUUUAUAAAAAAAUAUUAACUAUUUGUAAUUUUGAUAAAGAAGAACUUAUGAAAUUAUUUAGUACUUUAGACAGUAAUAUGUUACCUUAUAACUUGGAAGAAACAUUUGCAAAUUCGUUAACACAUAACGAAAUAAUAAAUUUAAUAACAUACUUGAUUUCAGCACCUUAUCAGAUAAAUAUGAUGAUAAGAAUACCAGGUGAUUCCGAUAAUAAAGGUUUAAAUAAUGAUAUGAAACCUUUAAACUUAAACAUUAUGGAAUUAAAUAACACAGAAAAUAUAGAAUCUAAAAUAGUUUUUAUAGAAAAUGAAGACAUAAUUAGGAUUAGUAAACAAUUUUUACAAAAAGAAGUGAAUAAUUCGUCUUUAUUAGAGUUUAACGAAUCAUUAUAUUUUGAACUUUUGAAAUAUAUGCCUAAUAGUUUUAUUAAUGAACACAAAAUACUAAUAGAUGUGAAAGAUGUAAAUAACUAUCUAAAAAAUUAUAUAAAUAAAGAAAAUAUAUGUAAUAAUGAUUCCUAUUUUAAAAAUAAUGGAAUAAUGUUAAUACCUGGUGAAACUUCUACAUACAACCAGCCCAGUUUUACAUAUAUAGAUAAUGAUAACAUAUAUAUUAAGAAAAAACCAGAAGACAGUUAUAUAUUUAACAAUAUAUUUUUAUUUGAAGGAAAAAAUAAUUUAAACAAAAAUUUUUUAAAUGCUAUUAUAGUUUUAUCACCAAUACAUAUAACUGAGGUACAUGAUAUAUCACAUGUUGAAUUAAUAGCAAAUACAUUUGAUAGCAAGCAUCAAUUUUCUAUGAAAUGUUACCCCCAUAAAAAAUAUGACAAUUCAUAUUUUGAAGAAGAAUUUAAUUUAGCCCCUAAUUCAAUUUAUUUUGUUUGUAUGAAUGUAUAUACAAUGUAUUUAAAGAGCGGAUUAUAUGAAUUUAAUAAAUACUUAAUUAAAUUUAAUACUACUAACAGUAAUACAUAUCAUAUAUAUAAAAAUAUGCCAGUAAGACCUGUUUAUAGUGUCAAGAAUAAUAAUAUAAUAGUUCCAGAUAUGAAUAAGAUCGAUUUUAAAUUACACCGCAUAAAAGAUGAUGAUAUGAACUCAACAUUAGUUAAAUAUCUUAUAUUUGUAGAUGGCUUUAUUACAUUGGAUACUAAUCCAUAUGUAGUAGUUAAUCCUAUAUUUACAGAAGAUUCGUACUAUUAUAACAGUAAUGUAAGUCAAACAGAUGAUUAUGUAUCUUUUAUGUAUUCGCGUAAACUUAAACUCUUUGAAUUUUUAGAAUUGCCAACUACUCAAAUGUUAUUUAAAGAUAAUACGAUGACUAUAACAACAGAGCAAUUAAUACAUUAUCAAGAAGAAACACAUAAUGUAUAUUUAUUAACUCUUGUAAAAACACUUAAUUUAACAAAAGUUAUAAUAAGAGACAUAUUUAAUAAUGAAUUUGAAGUAAAUAUUGAUAUAAUUAAGGAUGAAAUACCUACUAGUGUACACACAGAACCCCCAUUACCCACCCCACCAACUUCUACAACUACUGUUCCAAUAGAAGAAAUAGAAAAAGAAGAAGAAAAAGAAAUAGAAGAAGAUAAAGAAAUAGAAAUAGAAAUCGAAAUCGAAAUAGAAAAAGAAAAGGAGGAAGAAAAAGAAAUAGAAAAAGAAGUAGAAAAAGAAGAAGAAAAAGAAAUAGAAAAAGAAGAAGAAAAAGAAGUAGAAAAAGAAGAAGAAAAAGAAGUAGAAAAAGAAGAAGAAAAAGAAGUAGAAAAAGAAGUAGAAAAAGAAGUAGAAAAAGAAGUAGAAAAAGAAGUAGAAAAAGAAGUAGAAAAAGAAGAAGAAAAAGAAGAAGAAAAAGAAGUAGAAAAAGAAGAAGAAAAAGAAGUAGAAAAAGAAGAAGAAAAAAGUAAUACAUCGUGCAAAUGCUGCUUAGUUAAAAUAAUAAAUAAUACGGGUUCAAAUGGUAAUUGCAUAUCUGUAACUCAAUACAUUUUCCUUGUACAAAGUUUAACUUCGAUUUCUGAAGGAAAAAUGUCAUUACAUGUUUCUGAACAUGGUUACGAAUUAAUUGGAAAUGAUGACAAAUUAUCGAUAAAUAGAACACUUAAUUUAUUAUGUACCAAAUUAAAUGGUGAAGUACAUUUAACAAAUGGGGAUUAUAAUAUUCAAAUAACAAAUUAUCAAUAUAGUAUGCCGAGAUCACCAUUUAAUUUAUCCAAUGGGUAUUUUAAUAUACUGAGAAUAAAUGAAGAUGGAACAAAAUAUAUUACUCCCCCUAAUGCGUUUAUAAGUGGGGAAAAGCCUUUUACUGUGGAUUUAAAUAUACCCAAAAUUAGUAGAAUUGGGAAUACAGAGAAUGUUUCAGAAUCGUUGAUACCUGAGAAAAAAGAUAAUUCUCAUGUAGUCGAUGUUAUACCUAUACCAUAUGCUGAAGAAAAUAAACAAUCAAAACUAUCCUUUUCGAACUUUUCGAACUACAGUUGGUUAACAAAUCAAAGAACAAUAAACUCAAAUAGUGCACAAUAUUAUAGAAGAAAUGUUAUGUGCAGCAUUUAUAUAAAAAGUAUAGAAUUAUAUGACGAUAAAACUAAAACGGAGGUAUAUGAAAACAAAUAUGAUAUAAGCACAAAUUCAUUAAAUUAUGGUGUAUAUGAAAUACAUGUUAAUAAUGGCAAAUCCUACGGAGCAUGUAAAAAUGGUCAUUGUCUUUUAGAUGGCUGGUUUCUUAAUUAUAUAAUGCAUAGUGAUAAAUUAAAAAAUGGAGUUUAUAUGUUACACAUUAAAAAUUAUGUCAAUAUACAUAGAAUUGAUCAAUUUGAAAGCAAUCCUCGUUAUGCUCCUGAAUCUUCUAAAACCACUGCAACAGAAUCAUUACCAGUCACAACUAAACCAGUGUUUUGUGUGUCAGAAGAUUUAAACAAAUUGGAAAGUUUUGAUGCAAAUAAAAAAAUAAAAAUUAUUAGAGAAGUUGAAACAAAUUCGAAUGUGAAUCCAGGAAUAUAUAUGGUACAUGUUAAUCACAACAAUUAUGAAGUAUAUACAGAAAAAGAAAAUAACAAAAUAUUAGAAACAAGUGUAUUUGAAUCUUGUAUUAAACACGAUUUUGAUAUAAAAGAUGACAUGCAAUAUAUAUAUAAAGUGCAAAUAAUAAAUGAUGAAACUACAGAUAUAAGACAUAUAGAAAAUGAAAGGAUAUUUAUAGAUAAAAAUAAUAAUAAAUUUAAAGAAUAUUAUGCAUUUAUAAGUAGCAUAGAAAAUAAUGAUAAUAAAUCAACAUAUUUAUAUAAUAACAUUACACGAUUUUACGGCCCCCAACAUAUAGUAAAAUCAAAAUAUAUUGUAAAUGGAACAAAUUUCAAUAAUAUAAAAAGGAUAGAUCAAAAUGGAUAUUAUAAAAAUCUUGAUAAAAAAGAUGAAGAGUUUGUAGUGGGAAUAUUUAAUGUAUUGUUUGAAUCAAUUCCACGUGAUAAAUUAUAUUUUAUAGAAAUAUUCGAUGAGGAUUUUGACUAUUCACUUAUCUCAGAUUUGGAAUCAAAAAUACAUCUCGAAACGAAUGAAAAUAAUAGAAGUAGUAGUAAUGACAAUUUAAAUGAUAACCAAAAUAACAUGUUUAUGGUCCAAAUAGCUGAAUAUAAAAAUACAAAGCAUCAAAACAAGAAAUGGGGUUAUAAUGAUUAUGAUGAAUUUAUGUUGCAAGGUGAUUUUAUAAAAGAAGGACAUUAUGAUAUAGAAUUUUACAACGGUAAAUGCACAAUUAAUUAUUAUAGUGGUGAUGAAAAAAAGGCAAAACCAAGUGAUAUUGAAAAUAUAAUUAUGUCAUCUGGAAAAAUAUUAAAAAAUUCGUGUUAUAAGAUAUAUAUUAUGAAAUGGGAAAAUUCAGAAGAAAACAUGUUAAUAAAUGAUUUAUUUCACACACGAAUAGAUGCUGCAAAAUCUAAAGAUAAUAAAUAUGCUACAACUGAAGUAAGAGACAUUGAUAAUACUGCAUCAUCUUCGGUGUCACCAAGCAAAAAAGAAGACGAAGGAUUUUAUAGAUCUUAUAUAUCUUUAAAAUUUAAUAAAAAUGAAAACGAUGAAUAUGGAAUAAAAAAAGUUGUCGAUGGUAUUUUUGAUGGGAAAAUUAUAGACAGUAAAUAUUCAAUAAAAAUGUUAAAUAAUAAUUCUUACAAAAUAAAUAUUUUAAAUAAUGCAAAUGUGCACGUAAAAAGUAUAAUAGAUUUAAUAAAAAGUGCAUGGAAUUGUGAUAUGACUUGUAAUAAUUGUAUAUAUGAUAUUGAACUAUAUACAUAUAAUACUGUAGAAAGAGGAAAUACGGGAAUGGACUCAAAUAAUGAUGACUACUAUUAUGUUAUUAUAGAACCUAUUAAAAAUGAAGAGGUAGAGGCAGGAAAUGAUGAUAAUGUUCCAAGUAAAAAAGAUACUGAAUAUAUAAAAAUUAUAGGAAAAAAUUUACCAAUUGGACAUUUUAAUGUAGUUGUCGAAAAUGAUACUUUUAAUGGAACUGAUGCGAAUAAAAUGGAAGUGGAUACAAAAUUAAUAAAAAAAAUUAUGUUUUUAUCAUUUGAAAAACCCUUGGAAGGAAAAUACAAUGUAACAAUUGUUAAAAAUAACAAUAAUAUUUUAACAAACUGUUCAGAAUAUAAUACAGAAAUGAAAGAAAAAAUAUCUCCUACCCAUAAAGGAAUAUAUAAACAUAUUACAGUACGUGGUUUUAAUGAAGAAAAUCAUAUGGUAACAAUUUUUAAGGAUGAUGUACAUUUUCAAAAAGGACAUGGUAUAAAAGAUGGAGAUUACUCAGUGAUAUAUUUACAUCAAAAUGGAACAUAUAGUAUUAGAAGUCGAAAUUAUGAGCUAAGCAAAAACGAAAACAUAUUAUUACAGAAUAUAUUACUAGAAACAUCACUUAAAGGAUAUGGUUCAAUAAACAUAACAACAAUAGAGAAUGAUCCAACUGAAUUAUUACAAUAUGAUCUAUUUUCAUCAAAAAAUUGUAUUUUAUUACAAAAUGACAAUAUUAAUAGUUUAAAUAUUCGUAAUAAUAUACUACCUUUAGUUAAGAAUUCCGAAAGUUCGAUAAUAAAGUACAAAUAUGUGGAAUCUAAAAUAACUAACGCAAUUACGCAUUGUUCAUCUUCUAAUGAAGCAAACUGCUUAAAUGUGUUACGAAGAGCAUAA